CUGGAAUUGAAGUUUAUAUCAAAAAGUAAGACGACAGUAAGAAAUAACAGUGACCUCUCUGAGGCGAAGAAGAACCAACACAAUUUGAGCAUCAUCCUGCUGAAUUCGAACGCGAAUCCGAUCCGAUGCAAAGACAGCUUUGGAUAUGGCUGCGCUUUCUGUCCGAAGCAAUUCCCACAGCCGACUAAUUUAAAGAAACACUUCUUAGAAGAGCACAACAGUGAUAGACUCAUCAAAUAUAUGUCGAGUAAGCUUUUUGAAAAUGUCGUCAAACUUGACAUUACGUACUUGUGUUGUGCGCUCUGUGACACGGAAUUCAUGCAACUCGAUGAUUUCGUCCACCAUUUAAAAAACACACACAACAAAGACCUUUAUAUUGAUAUCAAAAGCCAAAUCCUCCCCUUCAGGUUCGAUACGCCGGAACUGAGAUGCGCUAUUUGUUCAAUCGAAUUUGCUUCGUUCAAACUUUUACAGGAGCACAUGAAUACACACUUUAGAAAUUAUCCCUGCGAAAAAUGUGGAGGAAGCUACGUAACAGAAAGAUUACUGCAAGGCCACAUUAAGCGGCACGGCAAUGGCGAAUACAAAUGCACCCAAUGCGACAAAACAUUCACAAGCGAACACAAGAGACGCGAGCACGAGCACAGAACCCACCUUGGAUUUAACAAGCGAAACAAAUGUCACUUUUGCAACGAGAGGUUCCUUGAUUACUGGAAGAAAAUCGAUCACAUGGUGAAAGUACACGGUGCGCCACCAGUUGUACUAAAAUGUCAAGCCUGCGAGCGAACUUUCAAUAAUCAGAGGGCUUUGUCGAGGCAUAAGAAGAAGGACCAUUUACUGGAAAGGAGGCACAACUGUUCGGAGUGCGAGAUGAAAUUUUUCAGCAGUAGCUGUUUGCAAAAGCACAUGGCAAAGCAUACGGGGCUGCGGGAAUAUAUGUGCGACGUGUGCCACAAGUCAUAUGGCAGGAAGAACACAUUGAGAGAGCACAUGCGGAUACAUGCGAAUGAUCGUCGUUUUAAAUGCGAACAUUGCGGUCAAGGAUUCGUGCAGAAAUGUAGCUGGCGCGGCCAUAUGCGUGCCAAACAUGGCGAGAAUGUUUAG
Messenger RNA from Parnassius mnemosyne (clouded apollo), 1104 nucleotides. Lineage: Eukaryota; Metazoa; Arthropoda; Insecta; Lepidoptera; Papilionidae. The record is from the annotation of a GenBank genome assembly.